AUGUCAGAUCAGUACAAGUUGUACGUUCCCGACGUGGAUAUGUGGACCCGUUUCUACAAGCUGCAAGCUGCACAAGGCAAGCUUCAGUCUCACUACGAAAUUCACAGCAUAAUUACCCUUUUGUACAGCGCCGACACGCGGUUCGUAUUUUUAGCGUGUCAGGCGUUUGUUGGGAGGUUAUUCCACAAAUCUGUGUUACAGGGAGAAAAAAAGUCUGAGAUUAUAGUAAUGUUGCUCUCACAAAUGCGUGAGACUCACGCUAAACGCGUGAGAGUUGACAGUGUAUAUAAACCGUAUGCAAUCAUUGAACAUUAUCCGACUGCUCUGAGAAUCUUACAAGUUUCUACACACUGGAUCUUAAAAUCGAAGAUGUCAGUUUUGAGUUUUGCGUUGUGUUUGUUCGUUGUUGUCUGGAUACAGCCAGAUGAUACAUCGGCGUGGUCUUCAAGAAGUGUGUGUGGUCACAGGACAUACAACCCGGCAUUUAAUUUAUGUUGUCGAGGAAAGGUGGUGUCGAAAAGCGGCCUAAAACCCGCUUGUUGUGGAUACCGAAGUUAUGACGCCACAUUCAGAAGCUGCUGUGGAGGGAAUGUGGUGUCCAGAAGCGGGUUAAGACCAGCAUGUUGUGGACGCAGAAGUUAUGACACCACAUUCAGACAGUGCUGCAGAGGGAAAGUAGUGUCCAAAAGUGGAUUAACACCUUCGUGUUGUGCGAAACGAAGCUACGAUGCCGCAUUCCGAAUGUGUUGUGGAGGGAACGUGGUGUCCAAAAGCGGCCUAAGACCAGCAUGUUGUGGGCGCAUAAGCUAUGAUGCUACCUUCAGGAAAUGUUGCAAUGGCCGUAUUUGCUAAAAUAAUAGGCACCAGAUUAAAUUAUGGCGAUAAAGAAACUGUCGUACUGGAGACUUCAUACCAUUAGUAAAUAUACAGUUGAACCUGACAGGUCUACAACUUCACAUGGUUUUCGUGACUUUAUUGUAAGUUUUACGGAUGACUGUUCCAGUUCAAGUUGUAUGUUUUCGUUAUAGAUUUUAACAGAUAUAAAAAAAUCACGUUUGUAUUUAUG
Gigantopelta aegis is the source of this 1066-nucleotide messenger RNA. RefSeq lists its product as uncharacterized. NCBI's taxonomy places the organism in Eukaryota, Metazoa, Mollusca, Gastropoda, Neomphalida, Peltospiridae. The transcript is spliced from 6 exons. The record is from RefSeq and is a predicted model, not a curated record. Bases 1 to 852 code for a protein of 283 amino acids.